This is a messenger RNA of Gadus chalcogrammus (walleye pollock), 1404 nucleotides long. RefSeq names its product small conductance calcium-activated potassium channel protein 2-like. Gene Ontology annotation, cellular component: plasma membrane; neuron projection; neuronal cell body. Gene Ontology annotation, molecular function: small conductance calcium-activated potassium channel activity; calmodulin binding. The record is from RefSeq and is a predicted model, not a curated record. Gene Ontology annotation, biological process: potassium ion transmembrane transport. The coding region runs from base 121 to 960 and encodes 279 amino acids. NCBI's taxonomy places the organism in Eukaryota, Metazoa, Chordata, Actinopteri, Gadiformes, Gadidae. The transcript has 6 exons.
CACCGAGGGGAACCUCCGAUCUGAUGCGUGGGUCUCGUGUGCGCAGGCAGGCUCUUCACGGACGCCUCAUCGCACAGUAUCGGUGCCCUGAACAAGAUCAGCUUCGACACGCGCUUCGUGAUGAAGACUCUGAUGACCAUGUGUCCCGGGACGGUACUGCUGGUCUUCAGUGUUUCCUGCUGGGUGAUUGCUGCCUGGACCGUGCGCGUGUGUGAGAGGUACCACGAUGCCCAGCAGGUGACCAGCACCUUCCUGGGGGCAAUGUGGCUCAUCUCCAUCACCUUCCUGUCCAUCGGAUAUGGGGACAUGGUCCCUCACACCUACUGUGGCAAAGGGGUGUGUCUGCUGACCGGCAUCAUGGGCGCGGGCUGCACAGCGCUGGUGGUUGCCGUGGUAGCGAGGAAGUCGGAGCUCACCAGAGCAGAGAAGCACGUCCACAACUUCAUGAUGGACACUCAGCUUUAUAAAAAGGUGAAAAACACAGCAGCCAACGUUCUGAGGGAGACAUGGCUGAUCUACAAGUACACCAAACUGGUGAAGAAGAUUGAUCACGCCACUGUACGACACCACCAGAGGAAGUUUCUCCAGGCCAUCCACCAAUUACGCAGGGUCAAAAUGGAGCAGAGGAAACUAACUGACCAGGCCAACACAGUUGUUGACAUCGCAAAGACCCAGAACAUGAUGUACGACCUGGUGUCGGAGCUCCAGCGGCGCAGCGAGAACCUGGACCAUCGGAUCGCCGCGCUGGAGGAGAAACUGGACUCGGUCCUGCUGGGGGUGCAGUCCCUCCCCCUGGUGCUGUCCCAGGCCAUCGCUAAGCAACAGAAGGACUUCCUGGACAACCUGUCCUACCAGGUGCACUUCCUCCCCUCCUCCCUGGCUGAGGGUGGAGGUGGGGGGGCGGCCCCACGGCAGCUGUGCCCCUCCUCCACCGCACCCGACGACUCAUACCGCUGUUGAGGCUCGGGUGUACCCCACUUUUCUCGUCUGGCAUUAGUACAAUUAAGGUACCAUCUUGUCUAUCAAACUUUUGUUUGAAAUGGCACCAUGGCAAGGCAAAAACUGCAAACUGUAACUUUUGAUAGUUUUAUUUAACAGUUUUAUGGCUCUGGACAUUAGAAUGUGCACAACUUUAGACUGAACUUAGUUGUAGUUGAAGAGCUUAUAUUUUGGGCUACUGUGUAUGUUACCUGUAACCAAAUUGUAUCCACAAUGACUCUUUUAACUUGAUUAUUAUUUCUAAACUGUAACACAGCAGCACUUUUCUAAGGAUUUUAAGGUCGCUAUUUUGUUAUCUGAAAGGGAUGUGUCUAAUUUUAUUACUUCAUAAAUAUUGCAUUUAAUUGAAUGUGAACAGGAAAGUGUAAUUAUGGACUUGUUUAAAGAAGACUUUUGAUGAGAUUG